Botrytis cinerea B05.10 is the source of this 516-nucleotide messenger RNA. RefSeq lists its product as hypothetical. The transcript has a single exon. The record is from RefSeq and is a predicted model, not a curated record. NCBI's taxonomy places the organism in Eukaryota, Fungi, Ascomycota, Leotiomycetes, Helotiales, Sclerotiniaceae. The coding region runs from base 1 to 516 and encodes 171 amino acids.
AUGCUAGUGAGUCACGUGCUAUUAUCUUUGUCACAUUCCUUGCACUUACAUGGCCACGCGUUUGAGCACGUGAAAGCAUCAGACACACUGAAAACAAUCCAAAUAUCACGCCACAAUUCUCAGACAUCUUUGCAUGGCACAGCCCCUCUCCAGAACCUAGACCAUUUGACAACAAUGACGUCUUUCAUUGUCCCCUCCAAGAAUUAUUUCUUACCUCUCUCUCUCUCUAUGGAUUUCCCACGAAUUGGACGCCGGGAUCCAUGCCAUGGUCGUACGGAUGAAUGUAUGCUGUAUGCGUCGACGGCCAAAGGGCAGACACAUAAGAUGUUGAUAGCAUCGCGACAGAAGAGAAGGGAAAAGAAUGUAUGCAAUUCAAAUCAAUUCAAAUCAUUUUCUUCCAUGCGUGUAUGUAUGCGGGUGAGUACAGGUACGGGCAUCCAAAUGACAGACCCCAGUGACAUGCCCAACUCGUUACAAACCACACAUCACGCCAAAAUAGAAGACCAGGCGCAGUGA